AUGGACUUUUCAGUCAUUAAGCCCUAUCAAUAUGUCGCCAUACGGCUACCCUCUGACCAGACAAGAGUUGAACAAAUGGUUCCCAACACUCUGAUAAACCUGGGCAAAUAUGGAACGUUCCGCACGAACCAGAUCAUUGGCCGUCCGUACCACCUAACCUUUGAGAUCCUCGACCGGUCCGAAGUCAAGGACGGCCGGGAGCUCCGUGUCGUGCAGGCCGCCGAGCUGCAUGCCGUGGCGCUGGUCGAGCAGGCCGAGACGGAAGACGUGUCGACGCCCGUGAACGAACCGCAACUGUCGCUGCAGGACGACGCGGGGGUCGUCUCACAGCAGCCGACGCCCAAAUCCAACGUCAAUACCCACGACGACCCCACGAACCAGAAGUUGACCAUGACCGAGAUCGAAGCCCUGAAACGCAACACCAUGGGCAGCGGGCGAGAGCUGAUCGAGAAGAUCAUGCAGUCCCACUCCACCCUCGACCAGAAGACGGCCUUUUCGCUCGCCAAGUACACGCUCCGGAAGCACAAGAAGUACAUGAAGCAGUUCACCGUGCUGCCGCUGGACGUGACCACGCUGGUGGAUUGGAUCAUGGCUGAUCGCGAAUUCACGAAGAUUAUGGAGAUGAGAAAUGAGGCCGUCGGCCUGGUGGGGUGCUGGGCCAAUGUCCACGCGGGAGGGGAGGAUCCUGCCAUGCUUGCUGCCGCCGAUAUGGACCCGCGUUCGCGGUAUCUGGUCGUGGAUGACACGGGCGGGCUACUCGUGGCCGCCAUGGCGGAGAGGAUGGGGAUUCUGCACCCGUCAGACCUCGGGCACGAUGCCAGCGUGGAAGAUGACGACCUCGACGAUGAACGGCCCCUCGAGGUCGGGACGCAUGUUCAUCAUCGAAAUUCACGUCGCGAACGAUACCACCGCUCGGCCAUGAGCGCGGCGUCCAGCACAAUCACGCUCGUGCACGCGAAUCAACAGCCCAACCUGGGCUUACUCCGCUAUUUCAACUUCGACUCCAACGCCCCCACGUCCUCCCAUCCCUUGUACACCCAUCUCAAGACCCUGUCGUGGCUACAGCUGAUCGAUCCGGAGUCGGGCAUGACGUACCAAGAACCUCCCAGGAUCCCAGAUGCAGAGCUGCCGCGGAUGAAGUCGAACCGAAGGAGUGCGUACUACCGCAAACGACGACGGUGGGAACGGGUAAGAAACGUCGUGCAUGAGACGCAGCAGGGCGGCUUCAACGGCCUGAUCGUGGCGAGCUUCACGGAUCCGACCUCGACGUUGCGCCAUCUCGUGCCCUUGCUGGCUGGUGGGAGCCAGGUGGUGGUCUACUCUCCGCAUGUCGAACCUCUUGUCGAAUUGGCUGACUACUACUCGACGGCACGACGGGCGGCGUUCAUCAACACGCCUCUGGAACAGCGGACUGUCCCGUCCCAGGACUUCCCGGUCGAUCCGACGCUGCUGUUGGCGCCGACGGUGCAGACCGCACGGGUGAGGAAGUGGCAGGUUCUGCCGGGCCGGACGCAUCCGUUGAUGACCGGACGGGGUGGUGCCGAGGGCUAUAUCUUUGUCGCGACGAGGGUGGUGCCGGCGGAGGGCAAGGUCGAGGCGAGAGGGAGACCGUCCAGGGGGAAGAAGGCCAAGAUCGAAGAUAAACCGGCCGAAAGUCCAGUAGAAGGUGAACUGGAAGAAGGGAAGAGAGCGGCAGACACGGAGGAGCCGCCACAUUCGCCUCUAAAGAAGCAAAAGGUCGAGGCUGCGGCGCGAGAAGAGGAACAUCUGGAGGCGCUUCAGGCUGUCAUCGACCAGGCAUAA
This is a messenger RNA of Fonsecaea erecta, 1803 nucleotides long. RefSeq lists its product as hypothetical. Gene Ontology annotation, cellular component: tRNA (m1A) methyltransferase complex; nucleus. NCBI's taxonomy places the organism in Eukaryota, Fungi, Ascomycota, Eurotiomycetes, Chaetothyriales, Herpotrichiellaceae. The transcript is spliced from 2 exons. The record is from RefSeq and is a predicted model, not a curated record. Gene Ontology annotation, biological process: tRNA methylation. Bases 1 to 1803 code for a protein of 600 amino acids.